AUGGCGCGAGUAGCAGCAGCAGCCAUGGCUAGCGCUGCCUGUGCUGGCCGCCGUGGUGGCAACGACUUCCGAGAGCUCCCCGGUGGGCUGCUGAACGCACUGCCGGUGGAGGAGGUGACGCUGUGCCAAACGGAGGAUGACUGUGCACGGCUCUGCGGCACCAGGCUGCCGGCACCCAAGGCGGCGCUGCUGGACUGGGCGGUGAACCUCAUGGCGGACGUGGCGCGGGAGGAGGAGGACAACAGGAUGGGCACGCGCAACGUGCUCACGGCGCCCGGCCACGCUGUGCAGCCCAUGAACUUCGUCAACAUGCUCAUUGAGAGGGCCCUGAAGCACAACCACUAG
Miscanthus lutarioriparius is the source of this 345-nucleotide messenger RNA. The record is from the annotation of a GenBank genome assembly. Lineage: Eukaryota; Viridiplantae; Streptophyta; Magnoliopsida; Poales; Poaceae.